AUGACACCUCCUCUUCCCAUCCACUCUCUUUCAGAACUCGAAUCACAAAUAAACGUCCUCCCAAACGGGAAAGCGCGAAAGCCACCGAUCAAGCUCAGCGACUGUGCGUUGAAGGAGUUGGUGCAGUACAAGUGCAAUAUCUCGGUACCAAAGGAUGACACAAAGGAGCCACCGACGAUUAUAUGUGAGCCUGUCGUGAGGUUGUUGAGACAAUGUGAGGGCGGAUUGAGCGUUGAGACGACAGCUUGGGAGGGAUGGAAAGCGAAGCAAAAUAAGAGCGCAGCUUGA
This is a messenger RNA of Parastagonospora nodorum SN15, 288 nucleotides long. RefSeq lists its product as hypothetical. Gene Ontology annotation, cellular component: mitochondrial inner membrane peptidase complex. The coding region runs from base 1 to 288 and encodes 95 amino acids. The record is from RefSeq and is a predicted model, not a curated record. NCBI's taxonomy places the organism in Eukaryota, Fungi, Ascomycota, Dothideomycetes, Pleosporales, Phaeosphaeriaceae. The transcript is spliced from 2 exons.